Entrophospora sp. SA101 is the source of this 216-nucleotide messenger RNA. Lineage: Eukaryota; Fungi; Glomeromycota; Glomeromycetes; Entrophosporales; Entrophosporaceae. The record is from the annotation of a GenBank genome assembly.
AUGAGUAGUAGUGAUAAAAAUGAAACGGUUUUAGAAAAAGAUUUAACAGAUGUUGUCGAAUCGUCGUCAAAGGAAAAUCAAAAAAUACAAGAAUCGAAUAGUGGUGUUGAUGAUAAUGAUAACAACAACACAUCUACACAUUCAGUUAUUCCUAAAAUAUCAUUAAGGAAACCACAAGAUGAAGACAAACAAACUUUACGGAAAAAAGGAAGAUGA